This is a messenger RNA of Serendipita indica DSM 11827, 1740 nucleotides long. Lineage: Eukaryota; Fungi; Basidiomycota; Agaricomycetes; Sebacinales; Serendipitaceae. The record is from the annotation of a GenBank genome assembly.
AUGGAUCCAACACCGGCAGAAGAGCUCUAUCCGAUUGCCAUCCUUAUGGAUGAGCUCAAGAGCGAUGAUACCCAGUUGCGCCUAAACGCCAUCCAUCGUCUCUCCACAAUCGCCCUGGCGCUGGGCCCCGUACGAGCCAGAGAAGACCUGAUUCCGUUCUUACAAGACAAUCUCGAUGACGAGGACGAGGUUCUGCUGGCCCUGGCGGAGGAGCUGGGCAAAGGAUUUGACGAAUACAUUGGUGGACCCGAGCAUGCCCAUCUACUGCUCGCACCCCUGGCCUCGUUGGCAGAAGUGGAAGAAACUCUCGUGAGAGAUAAAGCAGCGGAAUCCAUCACGACAAUCUGCGGCAUCCUAUCUGCGUCCCAAAUCGAACAACAUUAUAUCCCGCUCGUGUUUCGACUCUGCCACGGCGACUGGUUCACAUCUCGUACUUCAUCCGCCGCGCUGUUCUCGCCUGUUUAUCCAAAGGCGACCGCUGCCACUCAGGAAGACCUCCGCAAAUCAUUUGCAAAAUUGGGCUCGGAUGAUACCCCUAUGGUUAGGAGGGCAGCCGCCAAGUGGCUCGGGCCCCUUGUAAAGACGAUGAAAAAAGAGCACGUCAUUACAGAGGCGCUCCCGAUCUAUCGCCGACUUGCGAUGGACGAUCAAGACUCGGUCCGCCUCCUCACCAUCCAAGACUUGAUCGCCAUUGCACAGCAAUUGACACCAGCAGAAGUGAAGGAUCACUUGCUCACACAGAUAAGGCAAAGUCUCACCGAUAAAAGCUGGCGCGUCCGGUACAUGGUGUCCAAUAACUUUGUCGAUCUUGCCAAUGCGGUCGGUCCGGACCUAGUAAAGGAGGAGUUGGUCACCGCUUUCGUGAGCCUGUUGAAGGACAAUGAAGCGGAAGUCCGAACAGCGGGUGCUGCUGGGAUCCCAGAGACCGACAAUCAACCAGGCUUCUCGAAACUUGUCGAUCGAGACACCAUCCUCAACCAGAUCCUACCAUGCGUACGGGAUCUCUCCACCGAUGCCUCCCAACACGUGCGCGCCGCGUUGGGUACCCACAUCAGUGGAUUGGCCCCUCUCCUUGGAAAGGAGGCGACCAUUGAGCACCUCCUUCCUCUUUUCCUUCAUCUUCUCAAGGACGAGUUCCCCGAUGUCCGCCUCAAUAUCAUCAGCAAACUGGAGCAAGUUAACAAUGGCAAGUUUAUUGGUAUCGAGCUCCUCUCACAAUCGCUUCUCCCGGCCAUCGUCGAACUUGCCAGCGACAAGCAAUGGCGAGUCCGCCAGGCUAUUAUCGAGUACAUUCCCCUUCUCGCCCAGCAGUUGGGCAUGGCCUUUUUCGACGAGCAAUUGUCGAACCUGUGUAUGUCGUGGCUGGGUGAUAUUGUCUUCUCGAUCCGUGAAGCGGCUACCGUGAACCUCAAGAAGCUCAUCGAUGUCUUUGGAGUCGAGUGGGCGCGGCAGGCCAUUGUACCCCGCGUGGUGGCAAUGGCGACUCACCCCAAUUAUCUCUAUCGGAUGACUACUAUAUUUGCCAUAUCGGCCAUUUCGCCUAGUCUGAAUGUGCAGGUUCUUCGCGACGAUGUUCUGGACACAGUCAUUCGAUUGGCCGCCGAUCCAAUCCCGAACAUCCGUUUCAAUGUGGCAAAAACGCUCGAUGUCAUUACGACGGUCAUGGUCGCCAGUCCUGAAGGUCAAGAAGUCACAAAAACGACGAUUUUGCCGACUCUUCCAGCAAUUACACGCGGAUAA